Molecule: messenger RNA, 651 nt
Organism: Scedosporium apiospermum
Lineage: Eukaryota; Fungi; Ascomycota; Sordariomycetes; Microascales; Microascaceae
Exons: 2
Coding region: 1-651 (216 amino acids)
Biological process (GO): carbohydrate metabolic process
Molecular function (GO): beta-glucosidase activity
Source: RefSeq, a predicted model, not a curated record
AUGGUUCACUUCACGAGCCCAAUGCAGUCUAACAUCGAGAACCAGGAGGAGUAUGUUGCUGCUUUCGAAUACUACGCAAGAAUCAUUCUUGCGCGAUAUGCGGAUCGCAUCCCCAUCUGGUUUACAUUCAACGAACCCAACCUCGGCAGCGAAGGCAUCACUGCACAUAGCUAUAACGCCUACACCUCGAUCCUCUUGGCGCAUGGGAAGUCUACCGCUGAUAUCGACGCAGCCAACCGGUACCAGGACUUCAUGGUUGGAAUCAUGGGCAACCCGCUUUUCCGAGGAAAACAGUAUCCGGAUAGUGUCUUGAACACUCCGGGAUUGAAUUUAACCGCUUUAACAAAGGCUCAAAUAGCGGAGAUCAAGGGGACGUGCGAUUUUUGGGCAUAUGAUCCAUACACUGUUCAAUUCGCAACUCCGGCCUCCGGGGGGAUCGAGGCGUGUGCGCGCAACACGGAACAUCCCCAGUAUCCCAAGUGCGUCGACCUUGGACCAACACAGGCAAACGGUUGGAUCACCGGAAGGAGCUCCGAAUCCUAUCCUCUCCUUGCGCCUCAGCAUGUCCGGCAGCAGGUCGGCUACGUGUGGAAGCCAUUUCGUCCCACUGGAAUCAUGAUCACCGAGUUUGGCUUCCCAGAGUUCCAUUAA